This is a messenger RNA of Nicotiana attenuata, 1665 nucleotides long. RefSeq lists its product as uncharacterized. The transcript is spliced from 5 exons. The coding region runs from base 1 to 1665 and encodes 554 amino acids. NCBI's taxonomy places the organism in Eukaryota, Viridiplantae, Streptophyta, Magnoliopsida, Solanales, Solanaceae. The record is from RefSeq and is a predicted model, not a curated record.
AUGUGCAAAGUAACAGAAAAUGAGAUAUAUGAUGGGCUAUCUUCAAUAGGGAAUGAUAAAUCUCCUCGAGUUGAUGGUUAUAAUGCUUACCUUUUCAAAAAAGUAUGGCCUCCUGUGAAGACAGAAGUUAUUGAUGGUGUUAAAGAUUUCUUCAAAAUUGGGAGAUUGUAUAGGGCAAUUAACUGUACUGCUAUCACACUAGUCCCAAAAACUGCCAAGCCAAACAUUAUGAAGGAGUAUAGGCCUAUUGCAUGUUGUACCGAAGUGAUGCCAGACAUUAUUUGUGAAGCCCAGGCUGUUUUCAUUCCAGGGAGGAAAAUAGCUGACAACAUCUUCCUUGCCCAUGAGCUAGUAAAAGAUUAUACAAGUAAGAAUUUAUCAGCUAGGUGCAUGAUAAAAAUUGAUCUACAAAAAGCAUAUGAUUCUGUUGAAUGGCCCUUUGUGAGACAGAUGUUAAUUGAGCUUGCUAGAGGACUUAGACAAGGAGAUCCAAUAUCUCUAUUUCUAUUUGGGAUAACUAUGGAGUACCUGCGUAGACUACUUAAUGAGUUGAAAGAGGAUAAAAGGAUUUUCUCUACAACUUCAGGACUGCAAGCUAAUCUUGGGAAGAGUUGUGUAUAUUUUGGAGGAGUUAGGAAGGAAGAGCAGGAAAAUAUUCUGAAGCAUUUGGGAGAGAAUUACAGCCAGAAUCACUUCAUGGACAGAAAGAAACUAUCAUAUGCAGGAAGAACUCAAUUAGUGAAGUCAGUUCUGUUUGGUAUGCAAGCAUAUUGGGCUCAACUAUUCCCUAUUCCUUCAAAGGUUUUGAAGACUAUAGAUGCCUAUUGCAGAAGCUAUAUGUGGUCAGGUAGUAAUUCAAUUACUAAGAAAGCUUUGAUAGCAUGGGAUAGAGUAUGUCUGCCUAAGUCUAUGGGAGGAAUAGGUAUCAUCAACACAAAGCUAUGGAACCAAGCUGCUCAAAUCAAGACAUGCUGGGAUGUUGCUCAUAAAGAAGACAAAAUAUGGAUUAGAUGGAUUCGUGCUUAUUACAUCAAAGGAAAGCCACUAAUGGAAAUAAUAGUUCCAGCACAAGCAAGUUGGAUUACUAGGAAGAUAUUGGAAUCGAAGAAUAAGCUGCAUUUGAUACCUGGAAACAAGACCACAAGGAGUUUGACAAAUACUAUCUACUAUAAGCUGCUUCCUGAAAUGAGGCCAGUAAUCUGGAAGAGUCUUAUAUUUAAGAAUGAUGCGAGGCCAAAAGCAAGCUUUAUAACGUGGUUAUUGUUACAGGGGAGAUUGGCAACAACAGAUAGACUAAUAAGAUGGGGCAUGACAGUGGACACCACUUGCUCAUUAUGUCAAGCAGAACUGGAAACUAGAGAGCAUUUGUUUGUUGAAUGUGAUUUUGCUAAAGCUAUAUGGAGGAGACUGCAGAAAUGGUUAAAAUGGCAGCAAAUAGCAGAAGAAUGGAAUCAACAUAUUGACUGGGCUAUCAAAAAUGCUAAAGGAAAAUCACAACAAGCUCAAAUAUUCAAAUUGAUAUAUGCAGAAUGUAUAUGUGCUAUAUGUAUGGAAAGGAACAAUAGAGUGUUUGAAAAGAAGACUAGAAGUUGGGAAGCAAUUGUACGAGAAAUUGUCUAUAUCUGUUAUGUUAGAGCAGGCCCUAGAGUAAAAAAGUUUCUGUAG